AGCCCUAGAUAUGGGGGAAUCGAUUAGGGUUUUUGGGUGCGUGAGAUUCAUUCAAAUGGCAUCCAUGUGUCCAGAUAGGGAAGUGGAGGAUGGGAUCGCCGCCCCGCUCGCUUGCAAUGGCAGUGCGAAUCGUGUGAACGACGACUCGGACGAUGAUAAGCCUCAAUCCUUCGGCGUGAAUAAGGGAGCUCCAGCAAUGGAUCUUAAGCGCCAAGUCAAGGACGAGGAGCAGCCAAAUGGAUCGUCCUCCAGAUUGGAGGCUUCCAGCAAGCCCAGCAGUUCCAAAGUUCCUUCUCCUGGCAGUGCGACCAAGCCUGCUCCCUUGAAAACUUUCGCAAAGCGCUCGCUUAAAUCGCUGGAGAGCCCGGAGAGCGCUCCCAGGAAGAAGGCCAAGACCGAGGUAGACGAUGGCGAUGGUGGCUCUUCCGUGAGGAGGCUCAUUGAGGCGUCGAGGAAGCCUGGGAAGAUUGACGCUCCCAAGAAGAUCGAUGCGUCGAAGAAUGCAAAGGUGGCCGUGAAGAAGGAAGCCGCGAGCUCCUCCAGGAAAGUUGACGGUUCCAAGACGAGGAAGCGAGUUCUAGACGAAGCGGAGACGAAGAAGGCAGUCGUGAAGAAAGCCAAAGUCGAGAAAGAAGAGAGCGAGGAGAUGGAGGAGGAGGAGGAGGAGGAGGAGGAGGAGGAAGGGGAGGAGGAUGAUUUCGAAGGCUCGGAGGUUUCAAAGAAGGUUGUCAUGAGGAAGUCGGCAUCGUCUUCCGGCAAGAAGAAAGUGGUGGAGACGAAGAUCACGAAGAAAACGGUUGUGAAGAAGGGAGGAAAGGAUGGUAAUGGUGGACAGAAGUGGACGACGCUGGAGCACAAUGGUGUCAUGUUUCCUCCGGCUUAUCAGCCUCAUGGAGUGAAGAUGCUCUACAAUGGCGAGCCAGUGGAUCUUACUCCGGCACAGGAAGAGGUUGCCACAAUGUAUGCCGUGAUGAAAGACACGGACUACGCAACGCAGGCCAAGUUUAACAGCAACUUCUGGCAAGAUUGGAAAAAGAUUCUCGGUUCAAACCAUGUCAUAAAGAAGCUGGAGCUUUGCGACUUCACUCCGAUUUACGACUGGUACCAAAGCGAGAAGGAGAAGAAGAAGCAACUGAGCUCUGCGGAGAAGAAGCAACUAAGAGAUGAGAAGGCCAAGGCGGAAGAAAAAUACACCUGGGCGCUUGUUGACGGGGUGAAGGAAAAAGUUGGAAACUUUCGAGUGGAACCUCCAGGCCUUUUCAGGGGGCGCGGUCAGCAUCCUAAGAUGGGAAAGCUCAAAAGGCGAAUUUUUCCCGAAAAUAUCGUCAUCAAUAUUGGAAAGGGUGCUCCCGUUCCGGAGUGUCCGAUGCCCGGUCACAACUGGAAAGAAAUUCGGCACGACAAUACAGUCACUUGGCUCGCGUUUUGGAACGAUCCGAUUAACGAGAAGGAGUUUAAGUACGUGUUUUUGCACCCAAGCAGUAGCCUCAAGGCUCAGAGUGACAUGAAGAAAUACGAGAAGGCUAGACAGCUGAAGGAUUACAUUGACAAGAUCCGGAAAACAUAUACGAAAGACUUCGGCUCUACAGAUCCCACAAAAAGACAGAUUGCAGUUGCAACUUAUCUCAUAGACAGGCUUGCCCUUAGAGCAGGAAAUGAGAAGGAUGACGAUGAAGCUGAUACCGUAGGCUGCUGUUCUUUGAAAGUAGAGCACGUCAAACUUUUGGAUUCGAAAAAAAUCGAGUUCGAUUUUCUCGGAAAGGAUUCCAUCAGAUAUCUCAACGAAGUAGCUGUCGAAGAGAAAGUUUUCAAGGCUAUAGGGGAUUUUCAGAAAGGGAAGAAAAGCGGCGAUGAUUUGUUUGACAGGCUAGACACAAACAAAUUGAAUGCUCAUUUGAAGGAGUUCAUGCCGGAGCUCACUGCAAAGGUUUUCAGAACGUAUAAUGCCUCCAUCACUCUCGAUAACCAGCUCGAGCAUACGGAUGGCUCAAUCGUCCCGGAAAAAAUUGGAGACUACCAACGAGCAAACAAAGAGGUGGCUGUUCUCUGUAAUCAUCAACGGACGGUGUCCAAGAGCCAUGGCGCCCAGAUGGAAAAACUCGAAGGAAAAAUGGCCGAGCUAAAGGCUCUGCGUGAAGAGAUUGUUAUAGACUUGGAGAGAGCUAGGAAGGGAAAGCCUCCUCGGAAGGAUGAAGAUGGCAAGACAAAGAGGAACCAAAGUCCAGAACAGCUGGAGAAGAAGCUAGAGCAAACCGAUAACAAGAUCCAAAAGAUGGAACUGGACAUGAAAGUUAAGGACGAUCUCAAGACAGUCGCUCUGGGAACUUCCAAGAUCAACUAUCUGGACCCACGAAUCACCGUCGCUUGGUGCAAGAGGAACGACGUACCCAUCGAAAAGAUUUUCACGAAAUCUUUGCUCCAGAAAUUCACCUGGGCAUUGGAAGCGGAACCAACAUUCCGGUUCUAACCCAAGAGAAAUCCGUGCCGGUGUACCAUUAUGUGAAGAAGGUUUUGAGCAAGAAAACGUUGACAACGUUGGAGAGAACUCAGUAUGGACCGCAAAAGCAAUCGUUUGCUCGUCGCUCGUCCCAGGCCUCAACCUGCAUUGACACCACCACCAUUCGAGUUUUUUUUUAUUUUUUUUUGGUUUUUCAGUCUCAUCGCCUCGGCUCGAGAGGAAAAAGAGGAUUCUUUACCCAUUCGAUGGGGCACAAUGACUUGUAAGCUCGCCUGUACUUCUCACA
Molecule: messenger RNA, 2744 nt
Organism: Selaginella moellendorffii
Lineage: Eukaryota; Viridiplantae; Streptophyta; Lycopodiopsida; Selaginellales; Selaginellaceae
Product: DNA topoisomerase 1 alpha
Exons: 14
Coding region: 11-2467 (818 amino acids)
Biological process (GO): chromosome segregation; DNA topological change; DNA replication
Cellular component (GO): nucleolus; chromosome
Molecular function (GO): DNA topoisomerase type I (single strand cut, ATP-independent) activity; DNA binding
Source: RefSeq, a predicted model, not a curated record